CACCAACAACAACAAGCAGCAAGCCGCCAAUGAUGAGCACCGCCAAGGAGCGCAUUGCAGCGCACAAGAAGCGCGUGGAGGAGCUGAAGCGGGCUCGCCAUGCCUUUCAGCUGCAGAAGGCGGAGGAUGGGGAGAAUGAGGUGUUCUUGGAAGCUGGGCGCGCGCGGUCGGGAUCCACUUUAAGUACACUGAGUCACUUGUAUCCAGAUGCACGCGCACGGUCUGGGUCUGUCCUAUCACGGCUGAGCAAGCCGGGGCAAGAGGAUGACGGCGGCACGCCUGCGCGGUCCGGCUCCGACGCCGCAAAGGCUGCGCAGUCUGCGCGCAACGCAGCCCUCAAGUCGGAAAUCGACAGCCUGAAGAAGCAAGUGACCAGCUUGCAGCAGGAGAAGGAGGCUGCUGUGGACGCGCACAAAGCCGCUGCUCAGAAGCUGGAGGAGGCUGAGGCCGAGGGCGACACGCAGCUUGCUCUCAUCGCCAAGCUUCAGGAGCAGCUCAGCAGCAAAGUCGAUGCCACAGCCGCUCCAUCGGAAGGCAGCGACGACGCCGGCGCCCAAGAGGCCCUCAAAGACUUUCAACACUACGUCACGCAUCUGCGGCAGAAGCACACGGAGGAGCUUACAGCGGUGCAGGAGGCGCUCAAGACAACACAGGAGCAGCUGCAGAGUGUGAGCGACGAGUACAGCGCAAAGCAGGCCGAAUGGGCUGGCGUGGCAGAGAUGCUCAUGUCAUCUUCAAAGGGCGCAUCCAUCAUGCAGGGUGACGCAGACCUGUCCAUCGUGUUGGAGGAGCACCAGCUGUACAAGGAGGAGAACGCCGAGCUGCGGGGCAUGCUGGAGGAAGCUUUGGUGCAAGUCGACACGCUUGGCUCGCGGCUCAAGGGCCACCGUGAAGCACAGGAGUUUCUUGAGGCCAGUCUGCAGGAGCUGGAAGACGAGAACCAGCGGCUGCAGGAACAAGUGUCCACUUCGCACGCGUCGCAGCGCUCCGUCACCACACGCGACAGCCACAUUCGUGAGCUGCGGGAGGAGGUGGAGGAGAUGCAGAGCAAGGCGGAGGCCAGCCAGGUUGAGAUGCAGCGCCUGCAGCAGCAAGCCGAGGCGUCACGCACGGCGAUGGACGAUCUUCAGCAGCAGCUCACAGAGGCCCUCAACGCGCGCCAGGCAACAGACACGGAGCUGGACACACUGAGGGCUAAACUGCAGGACAAGGACUCGGAGCUUGAUGGCCUGCGGCAGGAGUUGGUUGAGGCCGAGGCAGCAGCGGCUCGCGCACGGGCAGAGCGCGAACAGGCGCUGUCGCAAAGCACAAUGGCGAAAGCGCAGGCAGAGGAGGCCGCCAUGCGAGCACAGCGUGCCGCAGACUCCGAGGUGCAGGCGGCGCUGACGUCCGCAGAGGGCCAGGAGCGGGAGUUGAAGCGGCUCAACCUGCAGCUGACGGAGGCGCAGAGCCAAUACGAGAGCCUGCAGUCCGAGAUGGAGGGCAUCCUCACCACCGUGCGCAAGGAGCUGGCGGAGUCGCAGGGUAACGCGCAGACGGCGGCCAUGGCUGGGCUCAGCUUGUCGGAGCUCGUGGACCAGCUCAAGGAAGACAAGCUUCGCAGCGGGCGGGAGUGCGAGCAGGCGCAAGCGGCGCUGGCAGAGGCACAGGCGCGGCUGCAGGAGCGAGAGGAGCUUCUGACACGCGUGAUGGAGCACCUCAAGUCGCUUGGCCCGCAGGAUGGCGGCGAGGGCGACGGGGACACGGACGCGCUGAGCAACCUCACGCUGCAGCUGCAGCGGGCAAAGGACGAGCACGACCACAUGCAGGACGCCAUCACGCAGCUGGAGGACGAGGUAGACGCGCUGCAGGCCAAGGUACGCGGCCUGGAGACGGAGCGGAAGGACUUGGCGCGCAGCAAGGAGGAGCUGGAGGCGUCCCUGUCCGGUACGCAAGAUGACCUGCGCGACGUAUCGGGGCGCUUGGAGGAGCGUGAGGCCAUGCUGAAACAGGUCAUGGACUUUCUCAAGGGCGCAAAGGAGGGCAAUGACGCGGACGGCGCAGACACGGGCGAGGGUGGCGACGACAAGGAUGCGUCGUUUGCAGCCAUGGGGCUGGACGCACUGGCAGAGCAGCUGGCAGAGGCGGAACGCGAGCGCGAGCGACUGCGAAAGGCGUGUGUAGCGGCGGAGAACGAGCUGGCGCAGAGCAAGGAGGAGGUGGCCAGGGUGACGCAGGCGCUGCGUGACGAGGAGGAUGCGCGGGCAGCGCAGGCGGAGGAGCUCGAGCAGACGCAGCGGCGGGAGAAGAUGCUGCAGGAGAAGGUGGGCGACCUGGAGGCAAGCGAGGCCGCCCUGCGCGACCAGCUCUCUGCUGCCGAGGAGAAGGUGAAGGCGCUUGAAACUGAGCUGCAGGCGAAGACGGACGAGCUUGAUGCCAUCCGCGCAGAGCUUGAGUCUGUGAGCGCCAACAUGCGCGCAGCGGCAGAGGCCGGGCUGUCCCUCACGGAGAUGCUGAACAAGCUGAAGGAGGAGCACGCAGCCAAAGUUGCGGCGCUGGAGGCCGAAAUCAGCGACCUGAAGAAGAAGGUGGCCGAGUACGAGCGCAUCCUGCAAGGGGUGAAGGAGAUGCUUGAGAACCAAGGCGAGCAGGGCGACGCAGAUGCCGGCGACAUCAUCGCGCAGCUAAAGAAGCGGCUGGAAAUGAGCGAUGCGCUGCAGGCAGAGCUUGAGCGGUCGCUCCGGGAGAUGGAGGAGGAGCUUGCUGCAAAGGACAGCGAACUUGCCCAGCUGCGCCAAGACCUGGAGCAGCUGCAGCUCAGGAAAUCACAACUCGAGGAGCGGCUGGCCGACCUGCAGCAGCAGUAUGACGAGUUGGAUGCGCAGUAUCGCAAGCUUGAGGCGCUGCUUGCCUCUGCCGGCGGUCACGGUGACGACCGUGAGGAGGAACUCGUGCAAGAGGGCGCGGCAGCAGACAUGAGCAUGGGCGAGCGCCUGCAGAAGCUGCUGCAGGAGCUGCGGGAGCAGGCAGAGGAGAUUGCGCGCCUGAAGGCUGCUGAGGCAAGUCUGCGCUCGCAGGUGGAGCAGCUGGAGAAGGACAAGGCCGAGGCGCAGGACACGAUUGCGGACCUGGAGGACCAGGUCGCGGCGCUGCAGCAGGCGCGCGAGGAGGUGGAGGGGAAACUGGAGCGGGCAAUGGAGCGCAUCCACGAGCUUGAGCUGGAGAUUGCGCGGCUCAAGGCGCAGCUGGAGAAGCUGAAGACGCUGACGGCGACGCAGCGGCUGGCGCUGGAGCAGCACAAGGAGGUGAUUGAAAAGCUGCGGCACCACACCACAGACACGGCGCACACGCUGCUGAAGAAGGAGCACACGGAGCACCGGGACGAGGUGGAGGACAUGGCGCGCGUGACAGCGCUGCAGGAGGAGUUGCGGCGGCGGGAUCAGCUGAUUGAGGAGCUGAAGGACCGCCUCAGGCGCGAGCGCGAGCUGCUUCGCCGCCGGUACCUGAGCAAGUGGCGCAACGACACGCCCUCGUGCGAGGGCUGCGGGCUCAACUUCUCGCUGCGCGUUCGCCGCCACCACUGCAGGCUGUGCGGCAAGGUGAUGUGCCACGCGUGCUGCUCGGAUCGCGUGCGCACGUCCUCCAACCGCCGGCCCGUGCGCGUGUGUCGGGACUGCUUCGACCUCAUUGUGGACAUUGAGCAGGAGGAGCAGGACGUGAUGCAAGACGCGCGCACGGCGUACGAGCAGGCACGCGAGAAGGCGGAUGACAACGCGCUCGUCUCUGUCACCCUGCACAAGCACCAGGCGAAUGACCCCGUCGGCGCCGACUUCCACUACGAGGACCUUGACUUUGAGCUGAAGGUGACAGUAGCGCGCGUGCUUGACAAGACACCGGCGAGCGCUGCGGGCCUCAAGCCAGGCAUGCUGAUCAUGGGCAUCAACGGGCAGGAGGUGUCUGAGAUGCUGCAGGAGCAGUUUCAGGAGAUUCUCCGCUCCGAGAAGGACAUUGUGCUGGAGACGGUGACGGCGACGGCCAUGGAGCGGGCGCGCGCCAUGUCACAGCUGACAGACCACGCAUCAGACACCAGCGGCACCACCACAACCACCACAACCACCACAGCACCGCCCACAUCCACAGCAGCGGCCACAGCAGCGGCAGCAAAGGCAACGACAACAAAGCCUGCCACCACCGUCGCUACCGCGACACGGCAUCAGAGCAAGGACCAGGGCGCUGGCAGUACCGCGGCAUCUCCCACGACACAGAAGAAGGGGAAUCAGUCCGGACAGCAGCGCAAGCAGCGCGGGGAAGGACUGAGCACAGCGGUUGCGGGUGUUGCGGCCAUUGUUGGCGGUGCGAAACAGCACAACACGCUUCGUCCCAUUUCUCCGCGCGGCAACGUGGAUGUGCAUGGCGAAGCCAAUGGGGCGCGCAGCGUGACGCUGACGCCUGUGUCGCAGUCAACGUCACCGCACCCGCCCCAACAGCAACAACAACAGCAACAGCAACAACAGCAUCAGCAGCAACAGCAGCAGCAGUCACACGCGCAGCAGCAAGGGCGAACAGCGACAACGGGGGGAAAGAAGACCAAGAAGCAGGAAGGCAGCGGCGCAAAGGCGACCGUGUUUCCCGCUGCCAAGCAGGAGUUGAAGCGGCCGGAGAGUAAUGGGCGCAAGCAACAGGAGGCCACCACGGCGAGUACAGCCAGCUGGAAUCCGUUUGCGGCCACCACAAUUGAGACGCAGAAGAAGAAGCAGCCGAAACAGAAGAGGGAGGAGCAACAGAAGCCGAAGCAGCAACAGCAGAAGCGGAAGUCAUGUCACCUCACACUGCACGCUGCUGCACUGCCCCUGCCCACAAAACAAGAGCUUGGUGCGCCAAAAUUGUGA
Salpingoeca rosetta is the source of this 4868-nucleotide messenger RNA. RefSeq lists its product as uncharacterized. The coding region runs from base 30 to 4868 and encodes 1612 amino acids. The record is from RefSeq and is a predicted model, not a curated record. The transcript has 6 exons. Gene Ontology annotation, molecular function: metal ion binding; protein binding. Lineage: Eukaryota; Choanoflagellata; Craspedida; Salpingoecidae.